GUGAACCCAAAGAGCAUUGCCGGAAAAGCUGGCCUACAGAAUGGCGACGCCAUCUUGCAGAUCUGCGGAACCAACGUCACUGGAUUCUCCCACCAGGAGGCCAAGAGCGAGAUGAUGAGGGCGGGCAAUGAUGUGGACUUGUAUGUGGCUAGAGGGGUAGUGAACACUCAGGACCCUGCCAUUCGGGCCGCCUUCGGUGGAGGCCAGAGCGCCAGCAAGCGGGUGGAGCUCGACGAAGGCAGCAUCGACCCCCACAUGAACGAAGGGUCAAAGUUCAGGAACGUCACACCCAAAACGUACAAAAUCCUGGAGGCCCAGCUGGGCUCCUCUGAGCCGCCCAAGUCGGCACUGUCCAAGCAGCCUGCUCAGCAGAUGCAGCCCGUGCGGGCACAGCAGGCUGCUGGAGGCAAGCCAUCGUCCAUCUUCGACAGGAACAAGCAGGAGAGAUCAGAUUAUCUCCAGGCUCAAGGACAGACGAUCCAGAAGACAUUCGGAGAGCAAUAACUUCCGGUCUUCUUUCGGGCAUUAACUCUUACUUCUUCACACACUCACGCGACACCAAAAUAAACGUCUCGUUGUGUUCGUCUUCCAUACAUGGGGAAUUUGCUAGAACUUUGGGCUGGUCCAACGCUUUUCACUUUAUUCUGAAUUUUAUGCAACAAGAAGGAAUACCAUUACAUAUUAUUUUCCUUAAGGAUUUUCUUCCUUAAUUGACUGUUUAUUGGUCUUAUGGAUGGGUUACUGUAUAACAACUCUGAAUUAAAAUUGGUCUGCAGUGAAAGCGAUAGAAUCAAAGAAAAGCUUGUAACAAUCACCAUCUGAAUUCACAAACAGGAGGGUUCUAGAAGUACCUGUACCGGUAUUGUAUAUAAUAUAUUAAACGCGAUUCUCUGGUGGCGUUUCGUCUACUUGCGUGUUUGAUAUCACAAUAUUGUGCAGAAAAGAAACACUGCAGUGUCUUUGAGUAAUACAAAAAAAAGAAUAGCUUUGAUGAUAUUUUUCCCCAGAAGACUGUGUUAAGUACGCGUACAGGUAAUUCAUAUGAUUUUGAUUGGAUUAUAUUUAAAUUCCUUGAAAUGUGGUUACCUGGCUACAUUUUAUAUUAAUAACAGAAGAUAAAACACGCUAUGGUUAUUAAAAAAGUCUAGCCCAUUACAUAUUUAGGACUAGGAGAAUCGUAUGACACGUCCUCUUGAUUGUUGUGCAAGUCUUUCUGUUUCUUCUUUACUUUAUUUCACGGUGCCUAUACCCCAUGAGCAAACAUGUCCUUCAUGUAUGACCAGGGGCCUCAUUAUAUUCUUUGUUAUUUUGCUCCGUUUCUUCUGACUCUUUCUUCAAAUUUCACCGAAGGAAAGGUAUUGUUGUUUCAUGUUGCUUGCAACAUUUAGUGAUUUAGUAGUGCAAUAUUUCACGUCUUGGUGGGAUUGCGAUGGGUUUUGUAUGAACAUGUCGUUGUCACCCCCAGAACGUCUUGUAUAUUUUGUAAACCUUGCGAUCAUUUUCGACCUGUCCAACAGUCUUCUACUUCCACACAUCAUCUCGUUGUAGUUCUGUUUCCCGAGUUACCUUCCUACUUCAACUUUUAUUUAUUUUUCAUCACACUUUUUGAAUGCAAUAAUUUCGUUAUCUGUGCAGCUUAUGCUGUCCCCCACCCCUCUCCCAUUUUGUUGUUGUUUCUGUUUAGAUAUAACUUAAGCCCUACAUAUUUGAAUUUUUCCAAAUAUAUUCUUAUUCUUGUUGUUGAAUAUUCCCUACCCUUUUGCCUUUUAGGCUAAACAUUCUAUGUGAUAUCGAUAGGUUAAAAACCACGAAAAAAAAUCUUAUUAUUGUUAUUAUUAAGUGGUAUUCAUUCUUUAUUUAUUAUACCUCAUCACUCAUAGUACCUGCAACUCAGAUCCUUUUUCACUAUCUUACGCACAAUGACAAUCCAUGGGUGGUGGGAGGUGAAAAACACCCAAAAUACAAUACGUCAUUUACUUAUCAAAAACCCACCCUACGGCUCCAAAAAGAUGCUUGCUCUAAACAAUAUCAUCGAUAAUGAUUGUUCAAUAGAGCAACUUGCGACCCCAGAAUAACAAGAUUCUUUCUCAAUCAUACUCCGUUUGUACUAGUUCAAAGUUUUCUCUCAAUAUACAUUAUAUAAAUCGCCUAAAAAAUGAAGGACACAAUUUGCAUGGUUUUAUCUCAUCAAAUAAAAGAAAAGGAGAUCUAACUUCUACAUAAUAUAAUGGAGCGGGGAGUACAGAGGGAGGGCACAGAUACCCAAACUCCAAACACAAAAACAAUCCAAGUAAGAAACUUAUUAUCCUGGGAUCGGUAUGCGGCGUCUAAAGUGCGUCAUAAUGUUUGAACAGGAUAAUGACAUUGACAAAUCUGAUGAACAUCACUCCCAAUCUCUAUUUAUUUUUCUCUCAAUCCAUUUAUUCCAAUAUUUUUACCCACUUUCUUUAAGAUCUGAUAACGUGUUAUUCCAGUAUUGACAGCAUGCAACCAAUGACUACCCCCCCCCCCCGUUCCGUUUUUUUUCAGAUUUUACCCGUUUCCGAGUAUUAUGAAAUAUUGCUUUAUAUUUAUUUCACGUAAACAAAUUAAUCCACAGAGCCUGAAUAUCGUGUUUUUUCCCCAUCUUUUUUUUUUUACCACACUGCUCUGGUACAAAGUCAAGUGUCAGAAAUGUUUUGAUAUUCCCGCCCCCUUUCCACCCCUCCCUUUCCCCUUAACCAAAGAGUGUUCGAUCCUUGCCUUAGCCCCACAGGGACGAAGUGUCUGAGUGAGUGUCUCACAGGCACUCUGUUCCUCCUGGUCUCAGAGAUGUGUCACUGUCAGUAGUCAAGUAGUAGACCUACACGUAGAUGAUAUCACCAGGCUGUGCCUUUUGUUUCUUUUUUUAGUUUUUCAAAUUGAAGUCUCAAUUAUUUUGCCUGGUUUACGGCUAAAGAAAUCAUCAUGUGUGUGUGUGUGUGCGUGUGAAAAAAAUACGUUUUAGACAAACUGGUAAAUCAAACUAAAUACAGAGUACAAUAUCUUUCGUGGCCUUCCUACGCAAUACAGAAAAAACCCAAGAAACUAUAGCAAAAAAAUCAACAUAAUUUAUCGACCAACGGCAAGUUUGAAGUACAUGUAUGACUAAAUUAACGUUUUGCACAUACUCCAUUAUGACCGCGCCACUUCCUACCUACAGAGUUUUCAGGUGUUGUUUCUCUCUUUGGGGGAAACAUCUCUCUCGUCUCAAGACUUUCUGCUCGUUUAAUAUUAAAAUUAAUUUCUGAUAAUAAAAUUGAGUUGUUGGACUUAUGCCUUGCUACUUUGAAUAAACAUGGUUCAUGAGUGUC
This is a messenger RNA of Aplysia californica (California sea hare), 3332 nucleotides long. Its product is annotated as PDZ and LIM domain protein 7. Gene Ontology annotation, molecular function: actin binding; muscle alpha-actinin binding. Gene Ontology annotation, biological process: actin cytoskeleton organization; muscle structure development. NCBI's taxonomy places the organism in Eukaryota, Metazoa, Mollusca, Gastropoda, Aplysiida, Aplysiidae. The record is from RefSeq and is a predicted model, not a curated record. Gene Ontology annotation, cellular component: adherens junction; filamentous actin; Z disc.